Phaethon lepturus (White-tailed tropicbird) is the source of this 1083-nucleotide messenger RNA. It is a transcript of the gene MACROD2, whose product is annotated as MACRO domain containing 2. Lineage: Eukaryota; Metazoa; Chordata; Aves; Phaethontiformes; Phaethontidae. The annotation marks the transcript as partial. The record is from RefSeq and is a predicted model, not a curated record. The transcript has 12 exons.
GUGGAUCGUAUCAUCUUCUGCGUCUUUUUGGAGGUUGACUACAAAAUUUUCAAGAAGAAAAUGGGCGAGUUUUUCCCUCUGGAUGAUGCUAAUGAAGAAGGGACUGAGCUGAGUGAAGAGACAGGAGGAUCGGGGCAAAAAGGACAGCCUCCAUCUCCCACAAAGAGCGAAGCAGAGCAGCCUGAGGACCUGCAAGAUGAUGCUGAAGGUGGUAACGGCACAGAGAAGAAAAACACUGAAGAAACCGAGGCCCAGAGCCGAGAAGCAGAUGAGACAAAACCUUCAGCUGUAGCUAGCCUAUCAUCAUCAGAAGAAACAGAGCUGAGUGAGGAUAAAUACUCCCUGAAAGACUCCAAAGGCGCACGGGAGAGUGACCCAGCGCAUCCUGUGGGAUGUGAACAAGAUCAAGCCGAAGGACGACAGGAUGUUUCUGCAGAGGAGGAGAUGAAAACUGGGGCAGAUUCCCAAAGCUCCUGCAUGGAAAUAGAAGAGCCAUUGUUGAACCAAGAAGACACAACAGAAGUUGAGGUACCUUUGAUUCAUGGUGCAGAGGAUAAAGAAGAAGGAAAAGAAGGAGGAGGUUUGCAUUUUGAGAAAACUUCUGUGGAGCCUAUGAAAGCUGACCUUGCAUGUGAAGCGGCAGACGUUUCAAAUAAGGAUGGAGAGCUCACGGCUUCGCAGCUGAAAGCACAAGCAUAUAUCACCAGCUUCCCGAAAGCUGCAUCCUCACUUCCUAACACAAUAGGAGAAAAGAAAAAGAUGAAGGCGGUGUCAGACCUGAAAUUUCAUACUUUUUUUUAUAAGCUUGUGCGGGCCGAUGAACGCGCCAUCGGCAUCCCGACCUUCGGAAGCUGCGCCGUGGCUCGUCGCUACCUGACCUUUAAGCACGUAGCUUCCUUGCAAGGGGAGAGCGGGAUGCCUUGCUGCCGACGCACAUCCACGGGGUCAGCAGCCGCUGCAAGCGCUUUGACGGAUGCGAACCACGUGCUAGGUUAUUUCUUCUCCUCUUGCGAGGAACUGGCUUUUGCGGGGAAGUCCUUCCCUGGUCGUAAUUCGAGAGCUGCGAAGCAGCUCGCAGAUUGA